AUUUUGGAACACUCGAGUCUUAAGCUUUCCAAAGGCUGCAGCAGCUUGCCUGAUUCUGUGAUUGACUUCUGCAUCAAUGUUAGUAUUUGAAGACAUUAUACUACCAAGAUGAAAGACACAUGUACAGUAGACCACAUGGACUUGGACAUAAACAGCAUAACACCUGAUGUCACUGGAACAGAGGAAUACUGCUCAAGUCAGGAAACAAUUGACAACGUAGUUGUUUGUGCUCCCAUUAAAAAACUCGGAAAAAGAGUUUACAAAAAAAGACAUUAUUGCUUGUAUUGCAGUAAGCCUUAUGCCAAGCUGGCACAACGUCUAGAAAGUUCACACAAAAACAGAUUGGAAGUAGCCACACCUCUUAGCUUUCCAACGAGUUCCAUGGAGAGAAGGACACAGCUAAAGAAUAUUCGUAAUAAAGGGAACUACACUCACAAUGCUGCUAUUAUGGAGUCAGGUAAGGGUGAACUAGUGCCAUUCAAACGACCACCUGAAAAAGCUAAAUGAAAUGAUUUUAUGCACUGUGCACAUUGCCAAUGACUGUGUAUCAGAAAGGUACUGUGGAGACACAUGCGAAGUUGUCGCCUCAACCCUUCAUCAGUCACCCGAAAACCAGGAAUGAACCGUGUCCAGUCCAUGUGCACAUGUACUGGGCCUGUGCCUUCAAGUGUAUCCAAACAACUUUGGGGAGUAAUAAGUGUCAUGAUUCCUGAUCCAAUCACAGAAAUAAUAAAAGAUGAGCAGCACCUGUUGAACAAAAGUGGUAUGUCAGCAAAAAAUCAACAAUGUGUCAGAGAGAAAAUGCGGGAAUUAGGAAGACUGAUUCAUAAUGCCAGGAGAGUAACUACCUUGAAGAAAAUGGAGGAUUUUGUGGAUCCUAAGAACUACUUGGAGAUGGUCAAAGCUGUCAAAUGUACUUGUGGCUAUGAUAGUGACACUAACAAAUUCUGCAUUCCAUCACUGGCAACUAAACUUGGGAAUUCCCUGGUUAAAGUCAGCAAACUCUUGAAAGCACAAGGUUUGAUAAACAACAAUAAAGAUUUGGUAAGGAAUGCCCUCAGUUCCAAGAUGUCCAUCGUGAGAAGUGGAACGAGUUGAUCUCUGCAACAGCCCUGAGGAAUAUAACCAAAGAAAAGUGGAAUGUACCACAACUUAUGCCCUUCACUGAGGAUGUUCAAAAAAUGCAUCAGUUUCUCAGUCAAAUGCAUGAUGAGUGCAGCUGUGCGCUAUCUGAAAAUUAUUCCACGAAGGCCUGGUCAGACCUGACAAAAGUAUGUUUGACACAGAUCAUCCUUUUUAACAGACGAAGAGAAGGAGAGGUAGCAGCCAUGCCCCUGUCGGCAUUUUUGUCAAGAGACACAACUGAUCCUCCUGAAGAUGUUGAUUGGGCUCUCUCUGAAGUGGAAAAAAAACUCUGCAGACAUGUUUCAAGGAUUGUCAUCAGGGGAAAACGAGGCAGACCUGUUCCUAUUCUCUUGACUCCAAAAAUGGUGUAUGCAUUAGAACUUCUCGUUAAGUACAGGGAAACUUGUUGGGUUCUCAAAGACAACACUUACCUGUUUGCAAGACCCACAGCGAUGACACAUUUCCGUGGUUCUGACUGCAUACGAGACUAUGCAAAAGCAUGUCAUGCAAAGUGUCCUGUGUCCCUUACAUCAACGAAACUACGAAAACAUGCUGCCACCCUUUCAACUGUGCUAAACAUGACAGACACAGAGAUGGACCAGCUGGCCAACGUUCUUGGCCAUGAUAUUAGAAUCCAUCGUGAGUUCUUUAGACUUCCUGAAAAAACACUGCAGCUGGCAAAAAUCAGCAAAGUUUUGAUGGCACUCGAGCAAGGUGGAUUAUCUGAGUUCCAUGGAAAGAACCUGGAUGAAAUCACAAUUGGUCCAAAUGAAUGUGUUUUGGAAACUGAAGAGGAAUAUCUCACCAGAGAGGAAGAACACUAUUCAUGUCUUGACAAUGAGGGGGCCUUUCCAACCCCUGAUGAUGAACACAUCCCGCCCCCCAAGAGACUGACACAACUUUCAGAAGACAUGGAUGCAUCAUCACGACAUCGUGCAGUGAGACAUACUUCCAAUGGUAAAGCUGCCCAGAAAAGGCGACCUUGGACGCAGAAAGAGGUGAAGGCUGUCGAGAAGCACAUGAAGCGAUUCAUCCCUUCUGGUAUUUGAAGCAUUUAAAACCCAUCUUAAAACGCAUUUGUAUACUCUAGCCUUUAAAUAGACCCCCUUUUUAGACCAGUUGAUCUGCCGUUUCUUUUCUUUUCUCCUCUGCCCCCCUCUCCCUUGUGGAGGGGGGGGGGGGACACAGGUCCGGUGGCCAUGGAUGAAGUGCUGGCUGUCCAGAGUCGCCUGUGCAUCGGUUGGGGACAUCUCUGCGCUGCUGACCCGUCUCCGCUCGGGAUGGUCUACUGCUGGCCCCACUAUGAACUGGCCUCUCACUAUUAUGUUAGAUCCACUAUGGACUGGACUUUCACAAUAUUAUGUCAGACCCACUCAACGUCUAUUGCAUCCGGUCUCCCCUAGAGAGAGAGAGAGAGGGGGGGGUGUUCACCCACAUAUGCGGUCCUCUCCAAGGUUUCUCAUAGUCAUUCACAUCGACGUCCUACUGGGUUGUGAGUUUUUCCUUGCCCUUAUGUGGGCUCUGUACCGCGGAUAUCGUUGUGGCUUGUGCAGCCCUUUGAGACACUUGUGAUUUAGGGCUGUAUAAAUAAACAUUGAUUGAUUGAUUGAUUGAUGGUAUUGUACCAGGAAAGAGUGACUGUUUAAAAUGUUUGAGGGCCGAACCAAAAGCUCUCCAAAACCGGUAGUGGCAAGCAUUGAAGUUCUAUGUGUACAACCGCAUUACGGCCUACAAAAGGAGAUUGCAGCUAAAAUAGUAGAUUAACAGAUAAUCAGCAAGACUGGUUAAGUGUAAGAUUUUUUUUAAUGUUAUUUAUGUUCAAUGUUGUUCGAAAUAAAAGGUAAAAAUGAAAGUUUAAAUUAGUUAUUUUGAAAAGUGAAACAUGUGUUAUCCUGGCAUUAAUAGUAGGGUACUAAAAUUCUGUAUGGUAUCCAUCAUUAGUUAAAACUAAUAUAUUUUUUCCCUCCACAAGUGAUGAUCAAAAACUUGGUCCCCAUUCCAAAUGGUAACCAGUAUGUGUGUGUGUGUGUGUGUGUGUGUGUGUGUGUGUGUGUGUGUGUGUGUGUUCUCUUCUUCUGUUUCUUUUUUUUUUUUUUUUUUUUACAGCACUUUGUGUUUGC
Messenger RNA from Entelurus aequoreus (snake pipefish), 3245 nucleotides. RefSeq lists its product as uncharacterized. Gene Ontology annotation, molecular function: DNA binding. Lineage: Eukaryota; Metazoa; Chordata; Actinopteri; Syngnathiformes; Syngnathidae. The record is from RefSeq and is a predicted model, not a curated record. Gene Ontology annotation, biological process: DNA recombination; DNA integration. The transcript is spliced from 5 exons. Bases 1155 to 2174 code for a protein of 339 amino acids.